Molecule: messenger RNA, 3472 nt
Organism: Melospiza melodia melodia
Lineage: Eukaryota; Metazoa; Chordata; Aves; Passeriformes; Passerellidae
Gene: AGPAT5
Product: 1-acylglycerol-3-phosphate O-acyltransferase 5
Exons: 8
Coding region: 82-1179 (365 amino acids)
Cellular component (GO): mitochondrion; endomembrane system
Molecular function (GO): acyltransferase activity
Source: RefSeq, a predicted model, not a curated record
AUGCGGGCGGCGGGGCUGCGGGGCUGUGUGUGAGCGCGCCGCCCAUGUGGGUGUCCCGGUGAGGCCGGGGGCAGCGGGAAGAUGCUGCUGUCGCUGGUGCUGCACACCUACUCCAUGCGCUACGUGCUGCCCGCCGCCGUCAUGAUGGGCACGGCGCCCACCUACAUGCUGGCCUGGGGCGCCUGGCGCUUGCUCUCCGCCGUGCUGCCCGCCCGCUUCUACCGCGAGGUGGAUGACCGGCUGUACACCAUCUACCAGAGCAUGGUUCUCUUCUUCUUCGAGAACUACACGGGCGUGCAGGUAAUUAUCUACGGGGAUUUGCCAAAAAAUAAAGAAAAUGUAAUAUAUUUAUCAAAUCAUCAGUGUACAGUUGACUGGAUUAUCGCGGACAUGCUGGCAAUCAGGCAGAACGCGCUCGGGCACGUCCGCUACGUCCUGAAGGAUGGCUUAAAAUGGCUUCCACUCUACGGGUGGUACUUUUCACAGCAUGGAGGAGUCUAUGUAAAAAGAAGUGCCAAAUUCAAUGAGAAGGAAAUGAGAGAGAAGUUGCAGGCCCAGAUGAAAGCUGAGACUCCAAUGUAUUUAGUGAUUUUUCCAGAGGGGACUCGUUACAAUCCAGAAAUACCAAAAGUCAUUGCAGAUAGUCAAUCAUUUGCUGAAAAGGAAGGACUUGCUAUAUUAAAGCAUGUGCUGACUCCACGGGUGAAGGCGACUCAUGUAGCCAUUGACUCCAUGAAAGAAUAUCUGGAUGCAGUGUAUGAUGUGACUGUGGCUUAUGAAGGUACUGUGGACCACAAAGGGCAAAGAAAACUGGCACCAUCUAUGACAGAGUUUCUUUGUAAGGAAUGCCCAAGAGUUCAUAUUUUCAUUGACCGAAUUGAUCUGAAGGACAUUCCAGAAGAGCAGAUGUAUAUGAGGAGGUGGCUUCAUGAGCGUUUUGAAAUAAAGGAUAAGUUACUAAUAGAAUUUUAUGAUGCAAAGGAUUCUAAAAGAAGAAAUAAGUUCCCUGGGAAAAGUGUUCAUUCCAAACUAAGCCUCAAGAAAACUUUGCCAUCUUUGCUGUUUUUAGGUGGCCUGACUGCUAGUAUGCUUCUGACAGAAUCAGGAAGGAAACUAUAUGUAAAAACAUGGAUAUAUGGAACUUUAAUUGGCUGCCUGUGGGUUAGCAUUAAACCAUAAGCAGAUGUUAGUCUCCAAUCAGUGAAAUGUGCAGUCUUUUCUUGCACAUUACACCAAAUUUUUUCCUGACUUUAUAGAAAAAAAGUGUAAAUAAAGCCUUAUUGAUCGAAUAUUGGAAAUAAUAGAUUUUGUGACUUAAGCCUCUGUGUGGUUGGUCUGGGGAAAAUAAAUGUAGAUUUUCAAAUUUGCUACUGAUUUUUGCUGGAAUAAUGACAGAUAAACCGAGUCAUAUGAUAAAUUGCUUUCCCCGUGAGCUAACAUCUAUCUCCCUCUGCAGAUUUGAAAAAGUAUGAGUUAUGCAUAAGGGUGUCUUAUGUGGACCUGUGAAUGUAUUUACAGAGAUUAAUUUAGGGUAUAUAUUUAUUCUUCUGAUAUUCAUGUUGAAUUUUUGUUACUCUUUGGUGCAUUACAGCAGCUCAGUUGCAUCUAUCCCAGCUGUAUCGCAACUAAAAUCAAAAUUUUCCUUUUUUUCCUUAAUUUUACUCUUCAGUUUUCACUAAAUACUGUGUUCUUUAAAAGGGACUGUGUAAGCUGGCAAAUCAUGAGAUGUUACCAGAAGCAGCAUAAAAUGUUCCUGAGAACUACUGUUCAUGGGGAAGAAGCUCUGUUUAUCUAGUGCAUGACUUUUGAUUAUAUUGCAGUAUUAGGUGAUUAUUUUACAUAUGCAAAAACAUUAAAUGGUACCGAGCAAACAGCUUCUUUUGCGCACCUCACGUUUGUGCAUAAGGAAUGUGUGCAGUGUAAGGAAAUGUGAAGUUUUUGUUUCUGGCCAGAACCCCUGUAGCCUCCCUUGUGUCUGCAUUACCCCUCUCACCACGAGCAUUCAGCUGAGCUCACACUCCUCCUCCACGUGUAUGUGCCAUAAGCAGAAGUUUCCCGUUACCUCACGAUUUUCUGGAAGCAAACCUUGUUGUUUGAGAAGUGCAUGGAAUCACUGUAACGAGGAACCUCCAGGUGUUCCUGGUAAAUCUGGAGCGUGUGUGCCUUUCCCACUGACCUGAUCUAGCCUGGUGUUCCAUAGGCUAGCAGUCCUCUCUGUGCUGUAGUAUCCCACUAGAUUUGAGUCAUUCUAGGCCAUGCAGACUGCACUUAGGUUGAAAUUAUGGGGUUGAUAUAUAUGGUUUGCACAGUAGAUAAUAAUCAAUGAAAUGCAUAUCUUAUCAGUAUUUCACCUGCUUGAAAAUAUACUUUAAAAAGCAAAAUCAACAAACUCUAUGAAAGUCUGAGAUUCCCAAGGCUGGUAUCAUUGUUGGGGAAAGCCAUUUCCUGAUUCUAGGGAAUAGUCUAUAUAUACACCAAUGGGGUAGGAAAGAAGAUGUAUUUUAUCUUCUUCCAUUAGGGAAUUGGACUCCUGUAUCAAAAUUUAAAAACUAGAGAAUAUUUUUAUAUCACACUUGCAAGCUUUAAAUGUGCAUCUUUUUCUAGCUUCAGUAUGAUUUGUCUUGCUUUGUUAAACAUCUCUUAGAAUUAUAUCUCAGUUUUUCAGAUUCCACCAUUGCCAGUUGAUUAAAGGUUUUACUGUGUGGGGUUGUUUUUGUUUUUGUUUUUGUUUUCAACAGAGUAUUACAGAGGAAUUACAGUUCCACCUUAAAAUCAUUCAGUACAACUUUCAGUUUGCAGUUCUGUGUCCUUCCAUAAUGGAUUUUGUCACUGGAGUUAUUUAUAUCGGUGAUUGAUUCAGGAUAUGUUGAUGAACCAUUUUAAAAACAAUGACUGGGAACAAUGUUGAAAAACAGUAUUGUUAUGAGGCUGUGAGACAAAAAAAAAAAAAAAAAAGCCAUUUUAUGUAACAGCCAAAUGUGCUUACAUGUAGUUCUUCCUAUUCUCAGCUGACUGUUACCAGUGGGUAUAAUGAGAAGGCAACGUUCCUAUGUUAGUGUGUUUUUUCAGUCAUGGAAUGAAAUUUUAUUCUGACAUGGCUAAAUUUCUUUGUAACAGCUAAGAAUAACAUUUAAUUAUACAUCAAAAAUAAAUGCAAAAUGCUUAAUUCAUUUGUAGGAAAAUAACUGCUAUUUUGGAGAGCCUAAUUACAUGAAAUAUUGGAUCUCUCUUACUGUUUAAGUACCAGGAAUAUAAUUGACACAGUGCAGCAAACAAACAGGAUGUUUAUUUUGAACCUUAUUCUCUAUGUUAAUCUUUUUUUUUCCUUGCCAUUAAUUUAUAAAGUUUUGAAACUGUAAUUUGCUGACGUAUUUGGCAUUGGGAGUAUCACAUGCUAUUUCUAAAUAUGCACUGAUAUUAACUUGAAAUAUUUCUUCAUUAAAAUAAGAAGAGCCAAUGCUCAUUCAACUUU